AUGCAACGAAUAGAAUAUAACAGAACAAAAAUUACCGAAAUUCUGAAAGAACAAGAAAUGGAAACAAUUUUUCCAACUUAUCUUAUGGACCUGUUAGCCUAUAAUGGCUAUAUUACAUAUGAAACCAUAAGUUCAUUGGAAGAAAACGAAAUUAAACAGCUUGAAAGCUUCGGACGGGAUAUUUUGCCUAAAUUAUUAUCUAGCCAACAAGAAAAAGAUUUCUUUUUUGGAAUAUUUUCAAAAGAAACAACUUUGUUUUAUAUAGUUGCUGGUGACAGAAAGACCUUAGAAAUAUUGAGCGAAAAAUGUAAGUUACACAUAAAAGGAAGAACUAAAUUAGGUAACAAGUCGGACGUAAGGUCAGGCGGCUCUACCGGAAUGCUAAGAUCAAAAGAAAGCCGGAAAAAAAACAACAUACAGAUAAAAUCCUUCAAUAAAACGAUCUUUCUUCGGAUAGGAAUCAGAGUAGAAAUUCAGGUGGACGAAAUAAAUCUUUUAUCAAAAAAAGCCAGGUGUCUUCGUCUGGUCAAAAACAAAUUAAUUUUUUUUUUAAAAACGCGAGAAGAAACGUUUCCAUUAGAACCUUCAGCCUCGAUAUCAGCAGUUGAUGACAACCAAGGUCAGGACUCGGAUGAGGUUGACGACGAUAUUGCUAUAUUGGACUUGCCAACAGAAAGCAAUCAUGCCUCCAAUGAAUCAGAUCAAAAUUUUGUGGAGAACAGAUUCACACCUGAGGAGGCAGCUACUGAGAACCUGCCAAUUACUGCAAUAUCCACGAAAAGUACUACUAAACAAGAGACUAAACACCAAAGUGAGUUUGAAAAUGAGACCUUGGACGAAAAUGAUUCAGAAAAUGGAGCUUUUGAAGCAACCACAGAAAGCACCGUAGAUUUCUCGGUAGAUUUGUUUACCGAAAAAUAUUAUGCUGUUUGUUAUCCUGGAUUGUGGUACAUUGGCAGAAUAACCAAAAUUGACGCUGCACCAAAGACCCAAGAAGCAUGCCCUUCAGAGAGAAAUCAACCAUCGACUUCGUCCGUUAAACCAACAAUAACAAACUGCUUCAAGAAACUACGAGGGUGGGACAUUAAUUCCUCAUCAGCUCAAGAUUAUCACUAUCGAAUUGGUAAAAUGAUUGCCGUUGACAACCAACCGUUCAGUAGCCUCAACGUCUCCACAGAGAUAGUAAGGUGCAACUCUCUAAACGCAAACAAAAAGAGAAAAAACAUAGAUACCUCAUUUGGUAGUAACGAGGGGUACAAGAUCAAAGAAAGCUCAGAGGUCUUCGUUCUUAGAGAAGCCUUAGGGGAAAUAACCAGGUUAGGAAAAACACUGAGCGAGCACAUGAAGCAGAACACAAAGCGGAAAGUCAGGGACGUAUCUGUAAGACUGAAUAGACAGGUGGAGAUCAUAAACAGAAGGAUUGUACAGAGCUGGCUAGAGAAUCACAGGUAUGAAAGAUAUGAAAAAAUGAUGAUAGACGCGGACAUACAAAUCGAAAACAUGGACGAGCAAGAAAACGGGAAGAUUAUGAUUGAAUAA
This is a messenger RNA of Brassicogethes aeneus, 1539 nucleotides long. The record is from the annotation of a GenBank genome assembly. NCBI's taxonomy places the organism in Eukaryota, Metazoa, Arthropoda, Insecta, Coleoptera, Nitidulidae.